GUGAGCUGAACGGCCAUAUCCGGGUUCCCGCCGCAGCCGCUUCUGCCUUGCUCAUUCAGCUCUGCCGGGAGUGGUGUGAUUCCCUAUUAAGAUGGCGGCUGUGGGGCGGGUCGGUUCGUUCGGUACUUCUCCGCCGGGACUCACCUCGGCUUACGCGGGCGGUCCCCUGGCUAACGAGGUGGCAUCGGGCAGUGGCGGCGCCCCGGCAGGCGACGAUGAGGACGGGCAGAACCUUUGGUCCUGCAUUCUCAGCGAGGUCUCCACGCGCUCGCGCUCCAAGCUCCCGGCGGGGAAGAACGUGUUGCUGCUGGGUGAAGAUGGAGCUGGAAAAACAAGCUUGAUAAGAAAAAUUCAGGGAAUAGAGGAAUACAAGAAAGGAAGAGGAUUGGAAUAUUUGUACUUUAAUGUGCAUGAUGAAGACAGGGAUGAUCAAACAAGGUGUAAUGUAUGGAUCUUAGACGGAGACUUAUAUCACAAAGGGCUCCUUAAAUUUUCACUGGAUGCCAUUUCUCUGAAGGACACUCUAGUUAUGCUGGUUGUUGAUAUGUCGAAGCCUUGGACUGCUCUGGAUUCUUUACAGAAAUGGGCAAGUGUUAUUAGAGAACAUAUUGACAAAUUGAAAAUUCCUCCUGAAGAGAUGAAAGAAAUGGAACAAAAAUUGAUUAGAGACUUCCAAGAAUACGUAGAGCCAGGAGAAGAUUUCCCAGCUUCUCCUCAGAGAAGAAACACUGCAGCACAGGAGGACAGAGACGACAGUGUCGUUUUACCUCUGGGUGCGGAUACACUUACACAUAACCUGGGCAUUCCGGUACUAGUAGUUUGCACAAAGUGUGAUGCCAUUAGUGUAUUGGAGAAAGAACAUGACUACAGAGAUGAACAUUUUGAUUUUAUCCAGUCACAUAUCCGGAAGUUUUGUUUACAGUAUGGUGCAGCACUUAUUUAUACUUCAGUAAAAGAAAACAAAAAUAUAGAUUUAGUAUAUAAAUACAUCGUUCAAAAACUAUAUGGAUUUCCCUAUAAGAUUCCUGCUGCUGUUGUGGAAAAGGAUGCAGUAUUUAUUCCAGCAGGGUGGGAUAACGAUAAGAAAAUAGGAAUAUUACAUGAAAAUUUUCAAACAUUGAAAGUAGAAGAUAAUUUUGAAGACAUCAUAACUAAACCACCUGUCCGAAAGUUUGUGCAUGAGAAGGAAAUCAUGGCAGAAGAUGACCAAGUGUUUCUUAUGAAGUUACAGUCCCUUUUAGCAAAGCAGCCACCAACUGCAGCUGGAAGGCCUGUGGAUGCAUCACCUAGAGUCCCUGGAGGCUCCCCUCGAACACCAAACAGAUCUGUGUCAUCCAAUGUUGCCAGUGUGUCACCCAUCCCUGCUGGGUCAAAAAAAAUUGAUCCGAACAUGAAAGCUGGAGCUACAAGUGAAGGUGUCCUGGCAAAUUUCUUUAAUAGUUUGUUGAGCAAAAAGACUGGCUCUCCUGGAGGCCCUGGUGUUGGUGGUGGUAGCCCCGGAGGUGGGGCUGGAGGCGGAAGCAGUGGUUUACCAUCAUCUGCCAAAAAGUCAG
Messenger RNA from Castor canadensis (American beaver), 1553 nucleotides. It is a transcript of the gene Dync1li1, whose product is annotated as dynein cytoplasmic 1 light intermediate chain 1. The record is from RefSeq and is a predicted model, not a curated record. Gene Ontology annotation, cellular component: cytoplasmic dynein complex; centrosome. Gene Ontology annotation, biological process: microtubule cytoskeleton organization; microtubule-based movement. Gene Ontology annotation, molecular function: dynein heavy chain binding. Lineage: Eukaryota; Metazoa; Chordata; Mammalia; Rodentia; Castoridae.